Messenger RNA from Chrysemys picta bellii (western painted turtle), 2676 nucleotides. It is a transcript of the gene DDC, whose product is annotated as dopa decarboxylase. NCBI's taxonomy places the organism in Eukaryota, Metazoa, Chordata, Testudines, Emydidae. Gene Ontology annotation, cellular component: cytoplasm. Gene Ontology annotation, molecular function: pyridoxal phosphate binding; aromatic-L-amino-acid decarboxylase activity. Gene Ontology annotation, biological process: amino acid metabolic process; serotonin biosynthetic process; catecholamine metabolic process. The record is from RefSeq and is a predicted model, not a curated record.
GAUGUCUUCAGGGUUGCUGAAAAGGCCUGGGAAUUCCUUGAAACUAGAGUUCCUCGGUUCUGUCAUAUGCUCCUGGAAACAGAGUAAAACAACUAAGGAAAUUAGCCAUUCCCCAAAACACCUGAAAAAGAACUGAAAUCUGCAAACAAAAUUUCCAAAAUCUACCUCUAGGACUAGUUCCAAGCCCUGAUCACCCUCCAUCUUGAUAACUGCUUUUGGAUAGACUGAGUGUGGUGAGAAGCCCCAGAGGUUGGAGGAGUAAGAGAUGCCCAGGUCCUAAUGGUCAAUUCCGGAGAGACUACAGAAAAGAAAUCUGUAGGAUUUUCACCAUACUUCUUUUUCAACGGUUCAGUGUCACAGGGGAGCAAAGAAAGAGGAAGAAAGAGAAAGAGGGAGUGGAGAAGAAGGAAUCUCACCAAUUGGCUCUUAUGAGACAAUGCUUGCUGUGAUAUUAUAAAGACCCAAUUACCGACCCGAAAGAUUCUACCUCUUUUCAAGACCUCAGCCAAUUACGAGCUACCAACUACUUAUAUCUAAGUUUUCUGAUAUUGAUGCUUCCAACGCCAGUUAGCAUGGAUACCACAGAGUUCCGAAAGAGAGGGAAAGAGAUGGUGGACUACAUUGCAGAUUACUUUGAGCAGUUAGAUAAGAGGCAGGUCUAUCCUGAUGUGGAACCGGGAUACCUGAGACCCCUCAUUCCAGACUCUGCACCUCAGGAACCUGAGAGCUUUGAGGAUGUCCUUAAAGAUGUUGAAAGGAUAAUUAUGCCAGGGGUGACCCACUGGCACAGUCCAUACUUUUUUGCCUACUUUCCUACAGCCAGUUCCUUCCCAGCUCUUCUUGCUGAUAUAUUGUCUGGUGGCAUAGGAUGCAUUGGCUUCUCCUGGGCUGCAAGUCCUGCUUGCACAGAGCUGGAGACAGUCAUGUUGGAUUGGCUGGGAAAGAUGAUUAAUUUGCCUGAAGAGUUUUUAGCUGGGAAGGACGGAGAAGGUGGAGGAGUCAUUCAGGGCAGUGCCAGCGAGGCUACUUUGGUUACAUUGCUUGCUGCCAGAACAAAAACAAUCAGAUGUGUCCAAUCAGAAAACCCAGAAUUAACAGAGGCAGACAUCAUGAGCAAGUUGGUGGCCUAUGCAUCUGAUCAGGCCCACUCAUCAGUGGAAAGGGCAGGAUUAAUUGGUGGAGUGAAGAUUAAAAAUAUCCCUUCAGAUGAUAAAUUCACUGUUCGCGGAUCAGCCCUAAAGAAAGUUUUGCAUGAAGACAGAGCUGCUGGUCUUAUCCCAUUCUUUUUUUGUGCAACACUCGGAACCACACCUUGUUGCUCCUUUGACAGACUGUUAGAACUGGGUCCUAUUUGCAAUAAGGAGAAUAUCUGGAUGCAUAUUGAUGCAGCAUAUGCAGGGAGUGCUUUCAUCUGCCCUGAAUUCCGACAUCUUCUAAAUGGCGUGGAGUUUGCAGAUUCAUUUAACUUUAACCCUCACAAAUGGCUCCUAGUGAAUUUUGACUGCUCUGCUAUGUGGGUGAAGAAGAGAUCAGACUUAACAAAUGCCUUUAAAUUAGAUCCUCUUUACCUGCAGCAUUGUCAUCAGGAAUCUGGGCUUGUUACAGAUUACAGGCACUGGCAGAUCCCUCUCGGCCGAAGGUUUCGUUCCCUGAAAAUGUGGUUUGUGUUUAGAAUGUAUGGAGUCAAGGGACUACAGGAGUACAUCCGUAAGCAUGUAAAACUGUCACAUGAAUUUGAAAACUUGGUACUUCAGGAUAAACGAUUUGAGAUCUGUGCUGAGGUCACACUGGGACUGGUGUGCUUCCGACUAAAGGGCUCCAAUGAACUGAAUGAGGCCCUUCUUAAAAGCAUAAAUGAUGCCAGGAAGAUCCAUCUGGUUCCAUGUCACCUGAGAGAGAAGUUUGUGCUACGUUUUGCCAUUUGUUCCCGCACAGUGGAGUCUGUCCAUAUCCAAUUUGCCUGGAAGCACAUCUCAAAGCUAGCAACUGACCUUCUGAAAGCACAGGACAAGCAGCAGCAGUGAGGAAUGGGAAUGGGGUAAGGAGUGUUAAUUGAUUUUCUCCAUGCUGCCGAGUUUUCUUUAGUGGGAGGGGGAAUUAUGAGGGGGGAAAUAUAGCUAUUGAUAUUAUAUGGCCCAGCUACACUACCAAAAUGACUGUCAGCAAAUUGCGGUGUAACAUGGUCUCCUGAUUGCAUUAUACCAUGAUUAUGGCCCUGUAAAAAUCAGGGCUGUAAGGAGUUCUAUAAAUGGUUUUAACACUGUUUGUUCUUGCCUAUGUAGACAGGACCAAAUUAUCUUAUUAUAACACAGUUGGAGCACUAUCCGGGUCUAUUUGUAAUCAUGGUAGUUUUGCAAGUGGCCCUUGAAGACAUCUGCUUUCCUAGGUGGCAGAGCCAGUGGUAAGAAAGGAAUUAGAGGAACUCUAAUAGCUCCUAAUGUAACAGUUUUCUAUAUAGAUUCCUCUACCUUCCCUUAAAAAGGGUUAGCUUUGGAGGCAACCAUCCUCUUAAAAUGCAAUGUUCUACAUAUUGCUAAUUCUAUUUGCCUACAUAGGUACAGUAACUCCUCACUUAAUGUUGUAGUUAUGGUCCUGAAAAAUGCAACUUUAAGCGAAACGAUGUUAAGCGAAUCCAAUUUCCCCAUAAGAAUUAAUGUAAAUGGGGGGGUUAGGUUC